Molecule: messenger RNA, 4729 nt
Organism: Apodemus sylvaticus (European woodmouse)
Lineage: Eukaryota; Metazoa; Chordata; Mammalia; Rodentia; Muridae
Gene: Tpcn1
Product: two pore segment channel 1
Exons: 28
Coding region: 306-2759 (817 amino acids)
Biological process (GO): transmembrane transport; monoatomic ion transport
Cellular component (GO): endosome membrane; lysosomal membrane
Molecular function (GO): voltage-gated channel activity; monoatomic ion channel activity
Source: RefSeq, a predicted model, not a curated record
CGGCGGAUGCGAGGGCUGGUGCAGCUGCCGCUGUGGCAGCGGUGAGGCGGUGGUGGCGGCUGCUGAGACUCUGCUGUAGGGAUAUUGGCGGCAGCAGCUGCGGGCUGAGCUGCGCUGUGCAGACCCGGUGCACGGUGCGGGAUCCUGGGACGGCGCGUGUAAGAAUCCGAGGGACCCUAGAAGAUGCCUCUGAUGGAACAGGCUCUGGGAAGCUUCUCUGGCCUCGUGGCUUUAAACAGGAGCCCAAGCCAGAGGCCAUUUAAAGCCCUGGCCAUUGUAUCCUGAGGACCGCAGGUCGGGAAAAGAUGGCUGUAAGUUUAGAUGACGACGUGCCGCUCAUCCUGACCUUGGACGAGACUGAGAGCGCUCCGCUGGCUCCUUCCAAAGGCCUGGGCCAGGAAGAGCAGCCCAGCAAAAAUGGGGGCAGCCACAGCGUCCACAACUCCCAGGUUCCCAGUCUGGUCUCCGGAGCCGACGGUUCCCCCUCCAGUCCCACCGGACACAACUGGGAGAUGAAUUAUCAAGAGGCGGCUAUCUACCUCCAGGAAGGCCAGAACAACGACAAGUUCUUCACCCACCCCAAGGAUGCCAGGGCGCUGGCCGCCUACCUCUUUGUUCACAACCACUUCUUCUACAUGAUGGAGCUGCUCACGGCCCUGCUCCUGCUGCUGCUGUCACUCUGCGAGUCACCUGCUGUCCCCGUGCUCCAGCUGCACACUUACGUCCAUGCUACCCUGGAGCUCUUCGCCCUCAUGGUGGUGGUAUUUGAACUCUGCAUGAAAUUGCGGUGGCUGGGCUUGCACACCUUCAUCCGGCACAAGCGCACCAUGGUUAAGACGUCUGUCCUCAUGGUGCAGUUCAUCGAGGCCAUUGUGGUGCUGGUGCGGCAGACGUCCCACAUGCGGGUGACCCGGGCACUGCGCUGCAUUUUCCUGGUGGACUGUCGGUACUGUGGCGGUGUGCGGCGCAACCUGCGGCAGAUCUUCCAGUCACUGCCGCCCUUCAUGGACAUCCUCCUGUUGCUGCUCUUCUUCAUGAUUAUCUUCGCCAUCCUUGGUUUCUACUUAUUCUCCACGAACCCUUCCGACCCUUACUUCAACACCCUGGAGAACAGCAUCGUCAACCUGUUCGUUCUCCUGACCACAGCCAACUUUCCAGACGUCAUGAUGCCCUCCUACUCCCGGAACCCCUGGUCCUGCAUCUUCUUCAUCGUGUACCUCUCCAUCGAGCUGUACUUCAUCAUGAACCUGCUCCUGGCCGUGGUGUUUGACACCUUCAACGACAUCGAAAAGCACAAGUUCAAGUCUUUGCUGCUGCAUAAGCGGACGGCCAUCCAGCACGCCUACCGUCUGCUCAUCAGCCAGCGGAGGCCGGCCGGCAUCUCCUACCGGCAGUUCGAAGGCUUGAUGCGCUUCUACAAGCCCCGGAUGAGUGCUAGGGAGCACUUCCUGACUUUCAAGGCCCUGAAUCAGAGCAACACACCUCUGCUCAGCCUGAAGGACUUCUAUGAUAUUUAUGAAGUUGCUGCUCUGCAGUGGAAGGCAAAGAAGAACAGACAGCAUUGGUUUGACGAGCUUCCCCGGACAGCCUUCCUCAUCUUCAAAGGGAUUAACAUCCUAGUGAAUUCCAAGGCCUUCCAGUAUUUCAUGUACCUGGUGGUGGCUGUCAAUGGUGUCUGGAUCCUGGUAGAGACGUUCAUGUUGAAAGGUGGGAAUUUCAUCUCAAAGAACGUGCCCUGGAGUUACCUCGUGUUCCUUACCAUCUAUGGAGUUGAACUGUUCAUGAAGGUGGCUGGCCUGGGCCCUGUGGAGUACCUGUCCUCUGGAUGGAACCUGUUUGACUUCUCGGUCACAGCGUUCGCCUUCCUGGGACUGCUCGCCCUGACGCUCAACAUGGAGCCCUUCUAUUUCAUUGUGGUCCUGCGUCCCCUUCAGCUGCUGAGGUUAUUUAAACUGAAGAAACGCUACCGCAACGUGUUGGACACCAUGUUUGAACUGCUGCCGCGAAUGGCCAGCCUCGGCCUCACGCUGCUCACCUUCUACUACUCCUUCGCCAUCGUGGGCAUGGAGUUCUUCAACGGGCGGCUGUCCCCCAACUGCUGCAACACCAGCACGGUGGCCGACGCCUACCGAUUCAUCAAUCACACCGUGGGUAACAAGACCAAGGUGGAGGAGGGCUACUAUUAUCUCAACAACUUCGACAACAUCCUCAACAGCUUCGUGACCUUGUUUGAACUCACCGUUGUCAACAACUGGUACAUCAUCAUGGAAGGUGUCACCUCGCAGACCUCCCACUGGAGCCGCCUGUACUUCAUGACCUUUUACAUCGUGACCAUGGUGGUGAUGACCAUCAUCGUGGCCUUCAUCCUGGAGGCCUUCGUCUUCCGCAUGAACUACAACCGCAAGAGCCAGGACACGGAAGUGGACAGUGGCAUCGUCAUCGAGAAGGAAAUGUCCAAGGAGGAGCUUCUGGCCGUCUUAGAGCUUUAUCGCGAGGAGCGAGGCACCUCCUCUGAUGUCACCCGGCUGCUUGACACCCUCUCUCAGAUGGAGAAAUACCAGCAAAAUUCCAUGGUGUUUCUGGGACGGCGAUCAAGAACCAAAAGUGACCUGAGUCUGAAGAUGUACCAGGAGGAAAUCCAGGAGUGGUACGAGGAACAUGCCCGGGAACAGGAGCAGCAGCAGCUCAGGGGCGGUGUGCCCGGACCCACAGCCCAGCAGCCCCCUGGUGGUCGCCAGCGCUCCCAGACCGUCACCUAGUGGAUUUCAUCAACCAAGCCAGCCUCUUCUAUGCAAUAACACCAUAGUAUUAUGUACUACGAUGUAUGGAAACCACGAGUGUACGUAAACACACUCACAUAUAUGCACAUAUUUACACAGAGACAGAAAAGGACUAGCCAGGGUCCGUUGGAAUCACCUCACUCUGUCUUCCUGAGCUCUAGACAUCGGCUUAGGCUGGAGGCCCGGGCCUGGCUGAGUUCUUCCUACCAUGGAAAACUCUAGAAGCCCUCUGUUCAAGAAGCCCCUCAAAUAGGCUGUCUCGUCUUAGCAAUGCCGGCUUUCCUGGGGCCGGGGGGGGGGCGGGGUGAGGGGCUUGACUGCCUCCCUGCUGCAGACUCGGGCUUGGUCCCUGCAUCGUCCCUACCUGUCCCCCAGCCACCACAGGUAUCUGUGUCUGGUAUUAGGGACAAAACCACUAGGAAGAAACCCCACAUCCUGCAGGAUGGCGUCUGUAGAUGACAGUGUUCGCAGGUUCCCUUGAGGGAUCAGGGCUCCGGACCCAGCGGGAAGCCUGACAGAGGCCAGAGAUGGCUGAAGACAGCGGGGCAUCCUCUCAGGCUUCCAGACCUUUCUUGUUGCUGAAACCCUACCACAGCCUCUCUGGGAAGCUCUCCCAGCAGGAGAAGGCAAACUGAGGCCCUGGGAAUUUGACUUGCUCAGGAGAGUUCAUCUGAACUGGCGCCGAAGGCAGCCCCCCUCACCCCCCAUACCGUCAUACAUGCAGUAGACACUGUUUGGUGAGGGGGCCACACCCAGCACAGGGACACUUAUCGUCCGUCACAGCAGUCCCUGGCUGGCCACCACACCACAGAUAGCUGCUAAGGUUCUCAUAAGCUAGGUGGGGAGGGGAGGCGGGUCAGGUGACCAUUUCAGCCGCCUUGUAUGAGGCCUUGUGGGAGUUCUUUUGGGUACUGAGGUGACAGAGGGACGGAGCCCUGGUCACUUCAUCCUGCUGUCUUGUCCACAAGGGGCUGAAGAUGGACAGGGCUGCCGGAAGUUGCCUGGUACCCUGGCCCUUCCAAACCUGCUGUUGCUUGGGAGUUGGAGUGGGCGGGCAUAGGUCGCCUCCUGUUCUCCCAGCUGUAGAACCAGGGGCCAAGCUGGAAAGUGGAUGCUUUGACUUAAAAUAAAGCACAGCCCCCCUCCCUACCACACCCCCAGGAAAACCUCUGGUUUCCACAGAGUCAGGAGACUGGUAAAGUCCCUUCCACUUCAAAGAGCUCUUUUGGCCUCCACCAGAGCUCAACCUGGACUCUAGGCUACAGCCCUGAGAAGCAGCUUCAUUUUCAUAGCUGGCUGCCUUAGCUUCUAUGUACAAGUGGCGAGUGGCGCAGAGGCCUAGAAGGAUGGCCUAGGGCCUCUGAGCAACCAGCCUGGUUCUAGGCCCAGGCACCGCAGUGAGGGGAGCAGGCUCAGGGGGAGGAAGUGGUCUUGGGGCCGCCCAAUGUGGAGGCACUAAAACCCCUGGGUUUAGCACAUACCAGCCAGGUGCCUGAGGAAGACAGAGAGCUGUUAGGCCAAACUGCAGCCUGUCGUGUAGCCUGAGAAAACCUGUCCCCACAGAGUCACCUUGAGCACACACCAAGCUGACCCUCAGACUUGCUAGCCACACAGGGAACAGACUGUGUCACCCAGGGCUUUAAGCUGAUGCCCCCUCCCUCAAUUCAGCUGAGUGGGAACUGGUGGCUCAGUGUCACAGCCUAGCAGGGGCAGCUACAGAACCACGCUUCUCCAGACUGGGGAUGAGGCACACUCUGUGGGGACAGUGUCCAGCCCCUCCCCCUUGCUUCUCCAGCCCCCACCCCAGCCUUACUCCACACCGUGCAGACAAUCAUUUUGUAUGGGUUGAGAGCCACGUCGUCGUCAGAAGGUUUUAUACAGUGAUUUGUUACCUACGAACCCACUGUGCCCAGAUUUCUGGUGUGCCAAUAAAGAGCCUCUGCUUUCUA